AUGGCCGACGUUUACAACGGCUUUGGGGUGGCCCCGCACGGCCUCUCACCGUUCCCGGUAGAAGUGCUCGCGGAUAUACUGGCACUCGUCUCGCGGGGGACGCUCCAUGCCGCCAUCCAGGUCAACUCGUUCUUUGCGGCCACAGCCAUGCAGCACCUGUACAAGCAGCUACGCGUACCGCUCGCGCAACCUGGCCGGCCAAUGUUUCUGUGCAACGAUCCCGAUACAAGUCGUCCUCAACGUCUCAGCCGUCCAGCGGAUAUGGUCCGUGAGCUGGUGAUUGACGCACAUCCGCCCGACUUGCUCAUGCACGUCCGGCUUCAGCUCCCACACCUCCGUGUGGUUCGCCUUCAGCAUGCCCACCCAGUGGCGCUCCGAGGACAACACACUGGCUUGCACACACCUUCGCACCCACACUCGUCAGUGUCGGCGCCGUGCGACCUGCUCACGGGACUGGAACCGUCCACCCUCGUCAUUCGCGGCGCGCCGCUCCUCUUUUCCCGUAUUCCUGAUACACUCGUGCCGCAUGAGCUGGGGCGUAAACUCGACCGUAUCGUGCUCGUCAUCCCGUCCGAAUCAGCUAUCGUUGGUACAAACAUGAAAUACGAAGCGGCGGGCUGUUCGGCCGACGGAGUCAUCUACUUUCUUGACAACUUGGGUGUCUGGGAGCAGAACCGAGGACAAUCAACAACGCAGCUGGAACUGUGCCUCGUCUUCCACACACCUCAAGGCGCACUAUGGCGCCCCUCUCCUCGUCCCGGCUGCGACAGCUCCGGCGUACACGGUACCUGGCUUGGGCGGCUUGUCGACGGUCUCGCGCUAGGCAUGACCCAGCGGGCAGCCAUGGCCACCCGAGACGUAUCUGUUUCGCUCAUCAACCUGCCGGCAGUGGCCCCACUUCUCUCGACAGGAGAAUAUCGCCAAGUGGACAUGGUCGACAUCCUCAAUUAUGCCCACAACCUCGGUAUCAAGACGCCGAGUAUGGGCGAGUGGCUGCAGAAUGACGGGCAGUGGGGCUUUGACGACAGCGAGGUGGACAAUUGGCUGCGUCACUCCCAGCAGCCUUGA
Apiotrichum porosum is the source of this 1068-nucleotide messenger RNA. RefSeq lists its product as uncharacterized. The record is from RefSeq and is a predicted model, not a curated record. Lineage: Eukaryota; Fungi; Basidiomycota; Tremellomycetes; Trichosporonales; Trichosporonaceae. The coding region runs from base 1 to 1068 and encodes 355 amino acids. The transcript has a single exon.